GAAACUACUUUUACAUAUUUGUAGUGCGUGAUUGUUGGAGUCCAGAACAGAACUUCGGGUAACCAAAUCGAAUUUUGAUUUGUGAGAUUCACUGACCCAUCCAUGUCUAACGAAGGCUCGGAAGAAAAGCACGAUAUCCUUGGUAAAAAGGUUAUUUCCAAUUUCUGAUCUUUUAUAAUAACCCAAUUGGUACAGAUAUCCUUGGUUAUGGUGUUUCAAUUAGAUUGUAUAUGAUUUAUGCAGAUUGAUGUGAAACAAGCCCAAGUUCAAGGACUUACUGACAAUACCAAGAGGAUUUUUGUGGGAGGUCUACCACAUGAUCUAAGAGAUGAAGAAUUCAAGAACUACUUUGAGAAGUAUGGUAAAAUUACAGAUUGGGAUGUAAUGUAUGAUAAGGAAAACCACAAACCUAGGGGGUUUGGAUUCAUCACUUUUGAGUCAGAGAGGAGGCUGUGCAGGAUGUGUUGCAGAAGAGGUUUCAUGACUUGAAUCACAAGUCUGUGGAGGUAAAGAGAGCUCACCCUCAGAAUAGGAAUAACAACAGGCUCAUGAAACAGUAUGAUCGCUACAAUGUAGCUCCUAAUGGGUAUAGAUACGGUGUAGCCUGUAGGGUAUAUGUCUGAUAAUAAUCCUGGAACUUUGGGGCAUUAUAAUCCAUAUUGCAGUAGUUAUGUAGCACCUUAUGGAUAUAGAUAUGGUGCUGGGUUUUUGCAUGAUCUGAAUCCUUAUAAUGCUUGGGUAUAUACAACUGAUUAUGGCGUAUGGGGUGGCCAAAAUGCUAACGACUCCAAUAUCCGAAGCUGGACGGAGCUCCCUGAUGAUGUUACCGCAAUGAUACUGUCACGUCUUGGAGCAAUUGAGAUCUUGAAAACUGCUCAGAAGGUUUGCAUGACAUGGCGCAAAAUAAGCAAGGACCCUCUUGUGUGGUGCAGAAUCGACUUGCACCAUGAUGGUUCUUAUUAUAGUCCCUAUGUGCACCAACAGUUGGACAAAAUGUGCCGCCAAGCCAUUGAUCGUAGCUGUGCUAAUCUGGUCGAUAUCAGCAUCCAGGACUUUGGCAAUGAUGCACUUCUUGAGUAUAUCACUGAUAGUUCACCUAGAAUCAGACGUCUUCGUUUGGAUAGUUGCCCAGUAACUGACAAGGGAUUAAGUAAAGUAGCUUCCAAACUUCCGCUGCUGGAGGACCUCGAAAUUUCACACACAAACUCUUGCUCACGCGAAUCUCUUGAAGCAAUAGGGCGCUCUUGCCCUCUCUUAACAUCAUUCAAGUAUAAGGACGGAUGGCAGGUAUGGUUCAAAUUUGAUGAUACUAAUGAACAAGCACUUGCCAUAGCCGGAACAAUGCAUGGUUUACGCCACCUCCAGCUUUUAGGGAAUGCGGUGACUACUGAUGGAUUGGCCAAGAUCCUUGAUUCUUGUCCUCAUCUCGAGUCACUUGAUCUGAGAUAUUGUUUCAAUCUUAAUUUGGGAGGGGAUUUGCAGAGAAGAUGUUCUACACAAGUUAAAACACUUCAAACUUCCGGAGGAUCAUUGUGAUGGUUACGAAUCAAGUGGUCAGUCUAUCGGCGGCUCAUACAUGCAGUAGCUAUUUUUUAUUUUUUCGGUAACAGCUCAUACAGAACUACUGUAUGGUAUUCUCAAUCCAUAAUAGCUCAAACGUUAUGGACUUCUAGGUUCAAUACUGUCACAUCAGUUACGUACUUGUACCUAUUAAAAGUGAUCGUCUCAACCUUUCAAAUUUAACAUUUAAGCCGCAUUAGAAACAAUAAUCCGUCGAUUCAAAUCCGGUUUUGAGUCAUCCAUAUGUCAGAGUAGGAAGUUGCUAAUUGGUCUUGUCUCUCAAAUUAUGCUUGUGCCAAUGGCUCUAAAACUGCAUUGCAUCUGCUGCAUGUGUUUUGUUUGCCUUCA
This is a messenger RNA of Rosa rugosa (rugosa rose), 1908 nucleotides long. RefSeq names its product putative F-box/LRR-repeat protein 23. The transcript is spliced from 2 exons. The coding region runs from base 616 to 1536 and encodes 306 amino acids. The record is from RefSeq and is a predicted model, not a curated record. Lineage: Eukaryota; Viridiplantae; Streptophyta; Magnoliopsida; Rosales; Rosaceae. Gene Ontology annotation, molecular function: protein binding.